AUGGGUAGUCGAGAGCUGUGUAUUGAGGCACUGAAUGCAGGGAUACAGCCUCCAAGCUUUAAGGAUCUCCUACUUCCUGUAUCAAACCCGGCAGCAAAUGCGAAAAAACGAAACAAGAAGAAGAAGAGGCAAAAAGCGAAGAAGCAAGCAGAGGUUUCCGCCGGCGCCCCUGGCAUGUCUGAAGAUGAAGGGCUGAGCAAAAUCGAGCAGCUUUCUAUGCAUCCAGCCUUAGACAAGUUGAUGGCCGAAAAGGAUAAAGAGUAUAUGGAAUAUAGGAGAAACAUCGAAAGUAAUUUUACGGCUUCCCCUAACGGGUCUUCGCAAUAUUAUCCAUCGCUUGAUGACAUGAAUGCAAUUUCUUCAACAGACUGGCAAUUUACAUUGGAAUCGAAUGCUGCCGCUGAACCUUCUGAUGAAUGCAUAAUCUCUUCUUCUCAUAUUGUUGAUGAAGCAGAAUUUCCCAUCCAUUUUCCAACUUUGGAGGAAGCUGCUUCGUCUUCCAACAUGUCGGCAAACUCUGUACAAAAUAACAUGUCAUCCUUUCCUCCGAUAGAACCUAUAUUGCCUCUCCCUACAUCUACAUCUUCAAAGAAGAAAAAGAAGAAGAAGAAGAAAUCAAAAAAUGCGAAUCCGGUCACAAUUGAACCCAUCGAUUCACAGACAGAUGCGCAGGAUGAUUUCCCGAGUCAAGAUCAAUCUUGCUAUGAUAAUGCAGAUCAGCAUGGAUUUUCAUCUUUUCCAAAUACUGAUUUUGGCAAACCUAAAGACAAGAUCUGGGCAGCCUCCAAUACCGAAGAGCGUGAACAGAUUCGUGAAUUCUGGUUGUCUCUCAGCGAAGUUGAAAGGCGAUCGCUUGUAAAAGUAGAGAAGGAAGCUGUUUUGCAAAAAAUGAAAGAGCAACAAAAAUAUUCUUGUUCUUGCUCUGUAUGCGGUAGAAAACGCCUUGCAAUUGAGGAAGAACUGGAAGUAUUAUACGAUGCUUACUAUGAGGAGUUGGAGCAAUAUGCAAAUAUUCAACGUAAUCGUGCUUUGAUGCAACAUUCUAAUGCACUUGAUGAGAUUACCGCUCCCAUUACUUCUCCACCCCAUGUUGAAAUAAAUGAAAUAGUUGACAAAGAAGAGUCAGAAAAAGAUAUUGGUUUCCAGACAGAGUCGGAAACCCCUGAGGGAAGUAUAGGGGAAGACGUUUUUCACCAAAAUGAUGUCUCUGUCGAAGAUGGUGAAGAGCUCUCUGUUGACAAAAAGGUUUCUGCUUUUACUGAGCAAUUUGAUUCAAUAGACGUUGAUGCAAAUCAAGUGGAAAAUCUUCCUUAUACCCCUAUGGAUCCUUCUCGACAUCACGAAAAAAAUAGUUAUCAUGCAGAUCUGUAUAAUUUCGGAAGCAGUCUUACUGUUAAGGGUGGUAUUUUGACGGUUGCUGACGAUUUGUUGAAAAACGAUGGCAAAAAGUUCAUUGAAAUGAUGGAGCAAUUAGCUGAACGUCGCAUGCAACGGGAGGAUAAUAGUACCUUUCAUGAACCGGAAAUGUAUGACAGUGGUAUAGAGUACGAUGAAAACGAAGACGAAGAGGAUGAAGAUAUUGAGGAAGAAGAUGAAGAUGAGCUUGAUUUGAUGACCGACGAACAAAGGAUGGAAGAAGGAAGGAGGAUGUUUCAAAUUUUUGCCGCUAGACUCUUUGAGCAGAGAGUGUUACAAGCUUAUCGGGAAAAGGUUGCGCAACAACGGCAGGCAAAACUUCUUGAAGAAAUCGAAGAGGAAAAUCGACGGAAACAAGAACGAGAGCUCAGGAAGUUAAAGGAAAAGGAGAGAAAGAGGGAUAAAAAGAAACAGCAGAGACUUGCCAAAGAAGAAGAACGGCAGAAACGUGAAGCUGAACGAUUGGCUGAGGAGACUGCACAGAAAGCAUCUGAAGCCAAAAAGGCUGAAGAAUCUCGCAAACGAAAAGAAGAACAGCGUUUGAAGAAGGAAGAAAAAAAGCGACUGCAGGAUUUGGAGCGUCAAAGAAAAGAGGAGAGACGGAGAAUGGAAGCAGAAGAACGACAGAAACAAAAAGAGCAGGAGAAAAAAUUAAAGAAGCAGCAAGAAGAGGAACGGCAAAACGCGCUCUUGGAACAGCAGUUGCGUUUACAAGAAAUAAAGGAACAAAAGCUUCGUCAAAAAGAGCUUGAAGAGGAAGAGAAACGGCGAAACAAAGAAGAGCAGGAGAAUCUAUCGCUUGCACGUACGAAGGAGGUGGAAGAGGCAGAACAAAGAUUACGUGAAGCCAAAAUAGCUGCCUUUUUCGCACCGUCAAAAGAAGAUGCUAUCAGCGUUGCUUCUCAUCCUCCCUCCCUUCCUCAGGGUUUACCGAAUGCUUAUUUGCAAAAAGAGCCACACCUUUCCCCUUCUGGUGCUUCAUCUACUACGCCAAACUUACAUUCGAUACAAUCAAGAGAAGUGAAUACUCUUCCAUUUGGAACACCUCAACCUAAGCCGAUAUAUCAGAAUCCUGUUUUGCUUCCCGAAAGGCUGACACCUUCACCAAGCUUCGUAUCCUCUUCUUCUUUUUCUUCUCCACUUAAUAUACCUAAUAGUUCUCUUUGUAUAGAUAAUAAUGGAAGAUCGAGGCAAUUUAGUACCGGUACCCCGAAUUUGCUGAAUCCCAAUCGGAAUUCUAAUGGUCUAUACUCUCCCGUCUCUCUUUUAAAUAAUCACGGUUCUUUUGGUUUGAGUCCCGGCACUCGCAACUCGCUAGGCCAAACGGCUUCUGUGCAUUAUCCUCGAUUUUCAAACUGUAUAUCCCCUUUAAGUAGGAAGCUUUCUAGUAGCAAUACUCCGCCAUUAUUAUCAAGGUUGAAUUUGGUUUCAAAUGCUCAACAAAACCCAUCAGAAUUGAACGGUAUGGCAGGAAAUCACGCAUCUAACAUGGAUAUGGCUACGUCGAAAGAAACAUUGAUGGGGUCUUUUGGAACGGAAGCUUUAGGAUUGGGAUCUCCGACUCCUAUGCGCAGUAGACCCACACCUAUUCGGCGGCCGAGUCAAAACAAUCCCCUGUUAAUGAAGAAGCCGCUUAAGGAGGAAAGAGUGGGUAGUCGUGCUUUAUUAGACGAAAACUCGGAUACAGUUUUGUCUCAAAACCCGGCGUUGGGUGCGUCCUAUGACGGAUUGAACAGACGAGGAAGUCAAGGAUAUGCAAAGUCUUUGAAUUAUUCUAGCUGGAAUUCGCCUAACAAUACCUCGUUUUACAAUCCGCUCUCUAGUGGCCCAUGGAGUUCAGCGCUGGGCGCUUUUACUCCGAAUAGUUUGACAACAGACGCUCCACGGGGGCAAUACACAUGGGCAAAUAAAGGAUGA
This is a messenger RNA of Schizosaccharomyces osmophilus, 3333 nucleotides long. RefSeq names its product P-body component, Nst1 (gene nst1). The record is from RefSeq and is a predicted model, not a curated record. NCBI's taxonomy places the organism in Eukaryota, Fungi, Ascomycota, Schizosaccharomycetes, Schizosaccharomycetales, Schizosaccharomycetaceae. The transcript has a single exon. The coding region runs from base 1 to 3333 and encodes 1110 amino acids.